AUGGCAGACAGUAAACAAAAAUAUCCACUUGGCUCACCUCAAGAACAUAUUAAAAUGUGUGAAACUCAUGAAUUACCUAUUGAUGUUAUAUGUGAGGACUGCGAUGGAUUUAUUUGUGGUAAGUGUGCCAAAACAGAUCAUAGAGUACACGAAUGGAGCACUAUACCCACGGCAGCCACCCAAAGGAGGAGAGGUUUGCUUAAAUUUCUGAGGACGAUUCAAGAAGAAAAAUUGCCAGGGAUUGAUGUGAAACUAGUGAAGAUGUCACAACAGAUCAUAGAAAAUAAAGAAAUCUGCGACGCUGAGAUUAAAAAGCUUCAGAGGCAUUAUGAUGAGAUAAUGACCAGAUUGUCAGAUUACGGCUUCAUUGACAACCACAGAGAACUGAUACAGCUGCUUUCUGGCCUGGAUGAUGAUAUGAGGGACUGUAAACAUUCAGUGAGAUACAGUAAAGGAGAAGUCAGUGAUGAGGUACUGGAGAACUUAAUUGGAAAGUCAUUUAAUUUUGAUGAUAUCAGUUUGACUGAAACAAGUUUAUUUAAAUAUGGAGAGAAAGCAGUAGUUUUGUUGAAGACAUUAUGUGAAGAUCAGUGUUACAUAAAACAAUUUGAGUCACCUUACAUUGAACAAGUAAAUAACGAAGGAGAGAAAAAACAUAAAUAUUAUACCUCUACUAAUGACAUGUGUGUGACUGAUACUGAUGAUGUUUAUUUUGCCGAUUUUAGUAACAAUUCCAUCAGCUGUCUGUCUCCAUCAGGAUCUGUCUCUACAGUCAUCAGUACAGAUCCAUUGAAACCAAUAGGAAUCUGUCAGUCAGUGGACGGUGGACUACUGGUCAUAUUGGGAAAGAAGGAAUCAGAUCCGUACAAAUUAAAUUCACACAGCAGACGUCUGGUGAGACACAUUACAGUGACUGGUGAUGUCAUCCAUGAGUAUGAAUACCAGGAAGACGGUCACACCAGACUGUUUACAGUGCCAUACAGAGUCACACAGAACAGUUACACUGAUAUAUGUGUGGUGAACCGCACUAAUCCCAAUGAAGGUGAAUUAUUGAUUGUGUCCAUUUCUGGUCAUAUGAUGUCAGUCUACCGUGGACAAAACUUGGCAGAGGCCUUUCGUCCAGGUAAUGCAGUGUGUGACUCCUUCUGUAACAUCCUUGUUACUGACAUGAACAAUAUACAGAUCCAUCUACUUAGUCCUGAUGGUGAAUUUUUGAAGUUCUUACUGAACAAAGAUGAAGUGCACCAUCCAACCAGAUUAUCGAUAAACAAGUCUUCGCUGUGGGUGGGAUAUAGGGAAGGAGUUGUUAAAGUGUUUAAAUACAGAACGUAG
Saccostrea cuccullata (small rock oyster) is the source of this 1332-nucleotide messenger RNA. RefSeq lists its product as uncharacterized. NCBI's taxonomy places the organism in Eukaryota, Metazoa, Mollusca, Bivalvia, Ostreida, Ostreidae. The coding region runs from base 1 to 1332 and encodes 443 amino acids. The transcript has 2 exons. The record is from RefSeq and is a predicted model, not a curated record. Gene Ontology annotation, molecular function: zinc ion binding.